GUGCUUGCCUUUAAGAUACAGAAAUGUCUGGUCUUGUUUUCUUCACUAAAUAAUGACCACACGAUUUGAUAGCAAUGGUUUGAUCAUUCUAAUAGAAGGCACAUAUGUUGUUUUUCUUGAUCAUGAAAAUGCCACCAAAAUUCUGAAACGGUCAAAGAGAUACAAUUCAGGUAAACUGGAAGAAUUCGUUCAAGGUAACCUUGAGAGAGAAUGUCUGGAAGAAAGGUGUAGUUUUGAAGAGGCACGGGAAUUUUUUGAAAACACUGAAAAAACUACUGAAUUUUGGAAGCAAUAUGUGGAUGGAGAUCAGUGUGAAUCCAGUCCAUGUCAAAAUGGCGGCCUGUGUAAGGAUGAUGUGAAUUCCUAUGUAUGUUGGUGUCUAGAAGGAUUCGAAGGAAGGAAUUGUGAAUUACAUGAAACAUGCAGCAUUAAGAACGGAAAAUGCAAGCAGUUUUGUAAAAAGGGCACCGAUAGAAAGGUGGUUUGCUCCUGCACUACAGGAUACCAACUUGCAGAAGACCAAAAGUCCUGUGAACCAGCAGUGCCAUUUCCAUGUGGAAGAGUUUCUGUUCCCCAAAUUCCUAUGAAGCUUACCCGGGCUGAAGAUGUUUUUUCCAUUAUAGAAUUUGAAAAUUCUACUGAAGCUGAAGAAACUUCAGAUAACAUCACUUUAAGCAACCACUCAUUUAAAGACUUCACUAGAGUUGUUGGUGGAGAAAGCGCCAUACCAGGUCAAUUUCCUUGGCAGGUUCUCUUGAAUGGUAAAGUUGCUGCAUUCUGUGGAGGUUCCAUCAUUAAUGAAAAAUGGGUCGUGACUGCAGCACAUUGCAUCGAACCUGAUGUUAAAAUUACUGUGGUGGCAGGUGAACACAACAUUGAUAAGAUAGAGCAUACCGAGCAAACACGAAAAGUGAUUCGAGCUAUUCCUCACCACAACUACAAUGCAUCAUUUAAUAAGUACAGCAAUGACAUUGCUCUUCUGGAAUUGGACAAACCUUUAAUACUGAACAACUAUGUAACACCUAUUUGCAUUGCUGACAAAGAGUAUACAAACAUCUUCCUCAAGUUUGGAUCUGGCUUUGUGAGUGGCUGGGGAAAAGUCUUCCACAGAGGGAGAUCAGCUACCAUUCUUCAGUAUCUUAAAGUCCCUCUUGUAGAACGUGCCACAUGCCUUCGCUCUACCAAGUUCACCAUCUAUAAUAACAUGUUCUGUGCUGGCUACCAUGAGGGAGGGAAAGAUUCUUGCCAAGGAGAUAGUGGGGGACCCCAUGUUACUGAAGUGGAAGGUGUCAAUUUCUUAACGGGAAUUAUUAGCUGGGGUGAAGAGUGUGCAGUGAAAGGGAAAUAUGGUAUAUAUACCAAGGUAUCCCGGUAUGUUAACUGGAUUAAGGAAAAAACAAAGCUCACUUAAAGAAGAAUGUAUUUCUAUGGUAGACAUAUUUGACAUAGAAAACAGAUAAGAUCCCUAACUAAUGACAUUGAGAUCCCUUUAGAAUUGAAUUCAGACAUUCUGUGACUACUGCUUCUUCUCUUUACAGGGAAAAGUCUAUCUAGAAUCCUUCUAUAGUAGGAUAAGUAGAAUAAGAAAUGCAAUCAUUAGUAGACCGUAUGAUAGAAAACCACAACUGUUCUUAUUGGUCUGGUUCUUGACAAAACCACGAAGUUCUUUGUUCUACCCAUCAGAGUGAUGUGUCUGCUCCACGUGUCAAUUCCCUAAUUCUACUCCCCUACAAAAAAUCCUUGGCUUCAUAUAUUUCUUGGCUCUACCACCAAAACAUCAUCUGUAUCCAAGGUAUUGGACCUAGUCCUUUGUAAGACCAGCACUAGGCUAAAAAAAAAAGAACAUGAGUAGCUGACAGAUCAGAACUCAUCAGAGACACUAAUUCCUUUUGCUCUAACCUCAUUCCCAGAUCCUUUAGCUUUUUUUUUGUCUCUAUCCCCAAAUCCAUUUCUCUCUUUCUGCCUCCCUCCCUUUCUCUAUUUUGCAGCACAAGUAUCAAAGCAGGGAAAAGUGGCCUCAUACUGUUGAACUGCAUUUGAAACUAUGUCUCUCACUGUGAUUCAGUUAAAAAUAAAUUAAUUCAUUUUAAACUACUUUUAAAAAUAAAAUACUGUUGAAAUGCUAUAUACAUACAUGUGUAGUAUACCCUACCGUGGUCUUGGUUCAGGAUUGGGCUUGAUUUCAGAGCACAGGAAAGAGGAGCAGUGCCUGAAGAAUGUGGGUUGGAAGAGUUACAUCAUUAUGUACAAUGCAUACACCUUGGAAGGACUGAACCAUUGAAAUAGUUUCCUUACAGUGUUUUUGUUGUUACAGCACAGUGACCAGAGGGGUGCCCAUGGAAGCUACUAAGUCACUGUGACUAGAAAGCACACAUUAACCCAGGACUAUAGCCCCUGUCUGAAAUGAUUUUAAAAGUAAGAAGACAAUAUUUACUUUGCUACCUAUAACUAGUAUAUCGUUCAGGGAAGAAUUAACCUAGAACUGUCUAUUGAUGAGGAACAUAUUUCCCAGCCUAAAGAACAUGAGCAUUGUGUCUCCUAAACUGGUGCAUCCCCAACAGCAGGGAAGUGGUACUCAGUUCCCAGAAAUGAGUCAUUCCAAUGACUCAACCAACUCCCUCUUUUCUGGUUCUGUGCUCACCAAACAACUUCAUUGGUAAUAAUUAGACCAUCUGCAUUGAAUUUUCUGGAAGUUGGCUGACCAACUAUCAUACCUGAUCUAGUAGGGAUUUUUCUCCUUAUUAGUGAAUAAAGUACCCUGGUUUAUACCUUGGCUUGGGCGAAAUUUGAUUGACAUCCAUCAGUCUUUGUAUAUUCUUUGUAUAAUUGUGUGAAGGUAGAACAAAUAUCAAAAUUAUGUUUAGAACACCAUUUUGACGCUCACCACCCCUAAGCUACUUUUCCCAGCCCUCAAUUAACCCUCACUCAGGCCUUACUCUUGCUGAUUUCCUUCAAGUUAUUCUAGUUAAGUCUAGCUUACAUAAUUCUUUCAAACAUAAGCAUCAAUAAAUUUAUUUUUAAGUUUCCCAAAAUGUUUCUUAUUGACUCAUUCACAGAGACGCUUCCCAAAUGCAACAUUCAGCAGAACACUCAGAAGAAUGUGUUCAAACACAACACAACACAGCAGAUUUGUUGCUCUGCAAGCCCCCAGCUUUCAUAUGAGGUUGCGUGUGCCAUGUCCUAGAGACAACUGUGGUCCAGAUCCACCUGAGACAGAAUGGAGUCUAAAUAGCUUUGAGCUUGACUUGGAUAAGUCAUUCCAAAAUUUCUGCUUUGAUUUUUCCAUUUUUGCAAAAAGAAAGUUUGACGGUAUGGUCCCCAAAGGCUUUUGUUGACCUUGAGUGUCUACGAGUUCAUGUUCCCUCAUUUCUUUAUUUAGCAAAAUAUUCAGGGAGUGAUCACUGUGUGACAAAUACUAAUUAUGUUCAUUGAAAUUUAAUUCACAUGUAUUUAUUCUAAAUUAAAUAAAAUGACGCAUGAAGCUUG
Molecule: messenger RNA, 3486 nt
Organism: Sorex fumeus (smoky shrew)
Lineage: Eukaryota; Metazoa; Chordata; Mammalia; Eulipotyphla; Soricidae
Gene: F9
Product: coagulation factor IX
Exons: 8
Coding region: 53-1411 (452 amino acids)
Biological process (GO): zymogen activation; blood coagulation
Cellular component (GO): extracellular region
Molecular function (GO): calcium ion binding; serine-type endopeptidase activity
Source: RefSeq, a predicted model, not a curated record